GCUUCCUUGAUAAGCACCCUCUUCUUCUAAAAUCUUGAACCCUCCGAGUUACUAGUGACUCUCACGCAGACUAUGGGGGACCGAGAACGAGACAGAGACCGGGACAGAGAAAGACGCCGAGACCGCGACCGCGUCCGCAUCAAGAGCUCGCAUACACCCGAGCGCACCAGACCACGCCACACCCGCUCCCGCACGCGCUCCAUCUCCCGUUCUCGGACUCCAGACGACAGGUCCCACCGGCGGCGCCAGCACCACGACCGCAGCCCCUCGACGGAGCCACGCAAGCGGCAGCGCCGCGAGUCGACCGUGGAGGACGAGAGGGAGAGGCAGAAGGCUGCGGUUUUGGACUUGGUUGAGGGCAUCACGAAGGAGCAGAAAACUCAGCAGAAGCCGAGCAGCGAUGGUGAUGGUGGUGAGGGUAUGGACGAGGAUGAGAUUGAGAUGAUGAAGAAAUUGGGGAUUCCGACUGGGUUCGACUCGACAAAAGGGAAGCCCGUGCUGGGCGCCGAUAUAAGUGGCGUUAGGGCCGUCACGAAGCGGCAGCCAAGACAGUAUAUGAACCGCCGCGGUGGAUUUAAUCGGCCGUUGCCUGCCGAGCGCAAUCGCUAGAUUACUGUAAUCAGCAGCAUGCAUUUCAAGUGAGCGAUGAGCAUGAUUCAUAUUAUCCCCGGCUUUGGUAACACAAUCUGCUAGGAGGUACUUCCGUGCCCCCACUCCACAAUGGAUCUCCCAUAUGUAUUUGGUUAGUUUUCCUGUUUCGCUUUGUAGGAAUUUAUUGUCACUUCUUUCAAUCGUCUUUCUCUAGAUAGGAUUGAAUGCAGUGUUCUUUCCUUUGUUCCCCUCA
Pyrus x bretschneideri (Chinese white pear) is the source of this 844-nucleotide messenger RNA. RefSeq names its product U4/U6.U5 small nuclear ribonucleoprotein 27 kDa protein. Lineage: Eukaryota; Viridiplantae; Streptophyta; Magnoliopsida; Rosales; Rosaceae. Gene Ontology annotation, biological process: RNA splicing. Gene Ontology annotation, cellular component: precatalytic spliceosome. The transcript has 2 exons. Bases 73 to 609 code for a protein of 178 amino acids. The record is from RefSeq and is a predicted model, not a curated record.